Molecule: messenger RNA, 5149 nt
Organism: Drosophila eugracilis
Lineage: Eukaryota; Metazoa; Arthropoda; Insecta; Diptera; Drosophilidae
Gene: bi
Product: optomotor-blind protein
Exons: 8
Coding region: 1251-4205 (984 amino acids)
Biological process (GO): cell fate specification; regulation of transcription by RNA polymerase II; positive regulation of DNA-templated transcription
Cellular component (GO): nucleus
Molecular function (GO): DNA-binding transcription factor activity, RNA polymerase II-specific; RNA polymerase II cis-regulatory region sequence-specific DNA binding
Source: RefSeq, a predicted model, not a curated record
AUUUCUUGUUUAUUUUUAUUUAUUUAACUACUUAUUUGAUAUCUUUUUACCGCCUGAGUCUUCAUCCUCUUUUUCCACACCCCCUCUGUGACCAGCUCCUGCUUCUUCUUCUACCUCCUCCACCACCUUCUUCUUCUUCUGCUUCUUCUUGUUGUUGUAGUGGUGUCAGCUGCCUUGUUACUUCUAACACGCUGCUUUUGACGCGACGUCGCUGCCGCCGUUGGUUGGUGCCAUUUCCCAUUACACACAGAUACAUACCAACACGUACGAGACACACACACACACACACACAUACAGUUACUCUCACACUCUGCACUACACUCACACACACACACACCUAUACAGGCGUCAACUCAACACUUUUGGUUCGAGUUUUUGGUUUUCUUAUUGGAACCCCGCAGCUCACUCAUUCUCUCCCGCAUUCGUCCUCUCUCUCUCUUUCUCUCUCUCUCCCCAUGUUGCGCCCCUUCUCGCUCACACUUACUAGCACACGCCCUCUGUUAAAGAAACUCAACACUCUUGCUUUCUCGCUUCCACCAAAUGCAACCCCAUAUACGGCCAUCUCUUUUGCACGCCACUCAUGGGUCAGCAAAGUGGAAGCGAGAGAGCGCGAGCGGCUAGCAGAGCGGCAACAGCGCUGCCGACGUCCGUUUCGGCGUGUGUGUAUUUCCAGUUUCCAGUUUGAAUGCGACCGGCGUGUAGUUCGUGUCGUCAUCGCCGCUCUGUCGCUUUUCUCGCCUGUCGUUUGUCGUUUGUCGCUUUUGUCGUUUGCCGUUUGCCGUUUUGCCGUUUGUCGCCCCCCGUCGUCGUUUCUCGUCGUUUGUUGUUUCUCCCACCGUUCGUUGUUCGUUGAUCGUCGUGUCGCCAGCUCCCAAUUCAUCCUAUACUCUUCAUUCAUCAUCAUCCUACAAUAUAUAUAACGGCAAAUCCAUUUUGUGCACUUUUUUUUUGCGUUCUCCCUUUUUGCAAUAAAACACAAGAAUUUUUUUGAAACGACAACAAGAAAUCAAAUUGAAAGUGUGCCAGUGUGAGUGUCCCCAAACAAAGAAAAAGAAAGAAAGAAAAAUAAUUAAAAAAGAAAAAAAAAAACAAGUACCUGUAGAACAAAAACAAAAACAACAAAGAAAAAUUCAAAAACAAAACAAAAAAAAUACUUAAAAGAAAAAACCUAAGAGAGAGAUCCCGUAAUAGAGAUCGCCGUGGGAAAUCCUUUCUGCAUGACGCACUUGGUUGUUUGAAACGGUUAUGUGAUGAGAUACGACGUCCAGGAGCUGCUACUUCAUCAGUCUGCUGAGGAUCCAUUCGCCAGGUUCGCCAAUGGGAUGGCAUAUCAUCCAUUUCUGCAGCUAACGCAACGACCCACUGACUUCAGCGUCUCCUCGCUGUUGACGGCGGGUAGCAACAACAGCAACAGCAACAGCAACAACAACAACAGCGGUAACAACAAUUCUAACAACACCAGCAACAACUCCAACUCCAACAACAACAACAACAACUCCAAUUCCAAUAACACCAACAAUCUAGUGGCCGUCUCACCAACGGGUGGUGGUGCGCAGUUAUCGCCGCAGAGCAACCACAGCAGCAGCAACACCACCACCACCAGCAACACCAACAACUCCAGUUCGAACAACAACAACAACAAUAAUAAUAAUAACAACAACAACAACAACACCAGUAAUAACAAUAAUAACAACAAUCAUACAAACAAUAAUAAUAAUACAAAGCAAGGACACCACUUGAGCACCACCGAAGAAACGCCAUCGCCUGCUGGCACACCACCGCCCACAAUUGUUGGUUUACCGCCAAUACCACCGCCCAACAGUAACUCAUCAGCAUCAGCUGUUGCCCAUCCGUCGCACCACCCAACCGCCGCACAUCAUUCACCAAGUACGGGUGCCGCUGCACCACCAGCUGGCGCAACGGGUUUGCCGCCACCCACACCGCCACACCACCUGCAACAACAACAGCAGCAACAACAGCAUCCAGCACCACCACCACCUCCAUAUUUUCCUGCUGCGGCACUGGCCGCUCUAGCUGGUAGUCCGGCCGGACCACAUCCGGGUCUAUAUCCCGGCGGUGGUUUACGCUUCCCGCCGCACCACCCCGGCGCCCAUCCGCACGCCCAUCAUCUGGGCAGCGCCUAUACGACCGCUGAGGACGUUGUCCUUGCCUCGGCCGUUGCCCAUCAACUGCAUCCGGCAAUGCGACCACUGCGGGCUCUACAGCCAGAGGACGAUGGCGUCGUUGAUGAUCCUAAGGUCACGCUGGAGGGCAAGGAUCUGUGGGAGAAGUUUCAUAAACUUGGCACGGAAAUGGUCAUCACCAAGAGCGGCAGACAAAUGUUUCCGCAAAUGAAAUUUCGUGUUUCGGGACUGGAUGCCAAGGCUAAAUACAUUUUGCUACUGGACAUUGUGGCGGCGGACGAUUAUCGUUAUAAAUUUCAUAAUAGUCGCUGGAUGGUGGCUGGGAAAGCGGAUCCCGAGAUGCCAAAACGCAUGUAUAUCCAUCCAGAUUCACCCACAACGGGUGAGCAAUGGAUGCAGAAAGUUGUUUCAUUUCACAAAUUAAAAUUGACCAACAAUAUUAGUGAUAAACAUGGAUUUGUAAGUACUACGAUCCUUAACUCGAUGCACAAGUACCAGCCACGUUUCCACCUGGUGCGAGCCAAUGACAUACUGAAGCUGCCGUACUCCACGUUUCGCACGUACGUCUUCAAGGAGACCGAGUUCAUAGCCGUCACAGCAUAUCAAAAUGAGAAGAUAACUCAAUUGAAAAUCGAUAACAAUCCCUUUGCUAAGGGCUUUCGUGAUACUGGUGCUGGCAAGCGGGAAAAGAAUUGUUACAGGCAAGCGCUGAUGUCGAACCGAGGGUCCGAUUCGGACAAAUUGAAUCCAACGCAUGUUAGCAGUUCGCGGGCACCGCUUCAUUUGGGUCAUGCCGGUCGUCCGCCACAUCUGCAUCCCCAUGCCGCCCUGCUUGACAAUCAGCAGGAUGAUGAUGACAAGCUACUGGACGUCGUGGGUCCACCACAGAGUCCUCUACUCCCGCUCAGCCAUUCGCUGCAGCAAAUGCACGCCCACCAGCACUCCGCCUUGGCUGCCUGGUUUAAUCACCUGGCUGGAGCCGGAGCUGGAGCCUCAGAACAUGCUGCUGCUGCGGCGGCAAAUGCCAGUGCGGAGGAUGCAUUGCGUCGCCGUUUGCAGGCAGAUGCCGAUGUGGAACGAGAUGGCAGCGAUUCGAGUUGCUCGGAAAGUGUCGGCGGCAGUACCGGCGGUGCCUUUAGGCCCACCUCGACGGGCAGUCCCAAGGAGGCGGUGGGUGCGGCUGCAGCUGCCGCAGCGGCUGGUUUAAAUCCCGGUGGCGGUAGCUAUCCAUCACCGAAUAUAUCGGUGGGUCCACCCAUUCAUCCAUCGCCGCAUUUGUUGCCUUACCUAUAUCCCCAUGGUCUCUAUCCACCGCCGCAUCUUGGCCUCUUGCAUAAUCCAGCUGCGGCGGCAGCAAUGAGUCCGGCUGGCCUAAAUCCGGGCUUGCUGUUCAAUGCCCAAUUAGCGUUGGCCGCCCAGCAUCCGGCUUUGUUUGGUCAUGCGUAUGCGGCGGCGGGACAUACACCGGUAUCACCGUUACAAGGCCUAAAGAGUCAUCGCUUUUCGCCGUACAGUUUGCCCGGCAGUUUGGGUUCAGCCUUUGAUGCCGUUACACCCGGUUCGAAUGCCAAUCGAUCUGGUGAUCCUCCAGGUGGCUUAGGUGGUGGCGGUGGCGUUGUGGAGAAUGGCCCAAGAAGUCUAAGUUCCAGUCCACGACCACGUCCUGCCUCACAUUCGCCACCAACACGACCGAUAUCAAUGUCACCCACAACGCCGCCAUCUCUGAUGAAACAACCACGUGGUGGUGGUGGUUCUAGUGGUGUGCCUCAAUCUCAGCAUUCACCUUCGGAACUGAAGAGCAUGGAGAAGAUGGUCAAUGGCCUGGAGGUUCAACAUAAUGGCAGUGCAGCGGCAGCAGCGGCGGCUCUUCAAUUAGCCGAAGAGGCUGCCCAGCAUCAUCAUCAUACCCAGGCACACCACCAACAGCAGCAGCAGCAGCAUCAACAGCAUCACCACCAGCAACAACAACAACAACAACAGGCACAUCCGCACCAUCAGACCCACCAUCAGACGCACCUACACUCGCACCAUGGAGCGACAACGGGUGGUGGGGAUCAGUGACAAUUACUGGACGGUCGCUCCGAUUGUGAGGAUGGCGGCCUGGAAUUAGAAUUGGAAUUAGAAGAGGAUGUCGAUGAUCAGGAUCAGGAUGUUGAUGACCAGGACGAGGAUCGCAGUUCAGUGAUUGAUCUCGAUUUGGAUGUCGAUGUCUGACCGCGAACGGAUCAGCGAGACAGUCUCUAGCCUCUGAACUACACAGCCACCGUUUAUGUGGUUUAGCCCGGAGUUGUAUAUAAAAAUCUCUUUAUAUGAAUGAAAGAUGAACGAUUUUUUUUUGGAACCUAGCAUUUAGGCAUUUGUAGCAUACUAUAUAUAUGGUAUAUAUAUAUUCCUCUCUUGGAUAAGUCACUCUGCCUGUUUAUUGACGGAUAAAUAUUUUUUUUUUUUUUCAUUGUCUCGUUUCUAAGCAAAGCCUAGGCCCAUAGAAAUCACUGGCAAUAGACAGGCAAAGUGCAGGAGAGGUUUAUUAAAAAGAAAAAAGCAAAAACUAAAACAAAAACAUUAAGAAAAAAAAAACAACAUUAAGACAGGAAAAUGUUAAGGGGACACGUGGCAAAGCAAAAAAGAAGGAUAAAAGCUCCCCUUGAAAGGGUCAAAAGAAAGAAAAACUUCAAGCCAAGAGAGACAGGCAGAGGAAGUAAAAAUGAAAAUGAAAAAAAGUAUAAAAAAUAAACUUAAAAAAUAUAUAUAAAUAAAAUAAAAAGAAAAUUAAAUAAAAUAAAAGCAAAAAUGAAGGACAAAGAGAGCUCCGCCUCAGACAAAUUUAUAAAAGGCAUAUAAAAAAAACCCCCCACAUAUAUAUGUAUAUUGAUUGAUCGAUUGAGAAAAAGCAACAUCAAAGAUGGCGCCUCUUUAUAUACAUAAAUCUAGAACCCAUAUAUAUAUAUAUAUAUAUAAACAAAUAUAUAUAUAUAUAUAUAGUAUAUAUAGAAGCUGAUAUAUAU